This is a messenger RNA of Dipodomys ordii (Ord's kangaroo rat), 6197 nucleotides long. RefSeq names its product retinoblastoma binding protein 6 (gene Rbbp6). Lineage: Eukaryota; Metazoa; Chordata; Mammalia; Rodentia; Heteromyidae. Gene Ontology annotation, biological process: mRNA processing; protein ubiquitination; ubiquitin-dependent protein catabolic process. The coding region runs from base 621 to 6050 and encodes 1809 amino acids. Gene Ontology annotation, molecular function: ubiquitin protein ligase activity; zinc ion binding; nucleic acid binding. The transcript has 18 exons. The record is from RefSeq and is a predicted model, not a curated record. Gene Ontology annotation, cellular component: nucleus.
AGGAGGCGAGAAGGCCGCUCGUGGACUCGGGGGGCCUAGUGCCCUCUCCCUGCGGCCUUCCCCGGGGCCCGGGUCACUCCUCCCCCCCAUCCACGGAAAAGAGAGAAAGCGAUCCGCCGGGAGGUGCGGCCGCGCUAUGGACCCCUGACCCCCCGCGGGGGUCAUUCGGACUCUUUUAACGUGUGGACUGGCCGCUACUGACUGCACCGCCUGGCCCCCCCCCUCAGCCUCCCCCCCAUCCGUCUCCUGCGGCUUUUAGCAUGAGCGAGCGGGAUCCAGCCGGGUGACAUUGUGCCGGUUGGCGGAUUCUCGAUUUCUUCUUCCACACUCCCUUCUCUUUCCCUGUCCCGCCCCCACCCCCACCCCCCUACCCCAAACCCUCUUCCAACCCCUCUAUGAAGCGCUUCUGAGUCUCCGAGGGCGGGGGUUGUCCUGGAUUAUUGUUCUUACGAACCCCCUGCUUGUGGUUGGGGAGGGGUAUUUAAUCUGGAGGCCUUAGGGUCCUUCGGUGUCUGUUUUUUUUUCGUGUGUGUACAUAUUUUGCUCUGAAAGUUGAUAAAUAUACGUAUAUUGAGAGUGUCCACGUCUCCUCGCUGAACCGUAGGAGUCCUUUUGGCACAAUGUCUUGUGUACAUUAUAAAUUCUCCUCUAAACUCAACUAUGAUACCGUCACUUUUGAUGGACUCCACAUCUCCCUCUGCGACUUAAAGAAGCAGAUUAUGGGGAGAGAGAAGCUGAAAGCUGCCGAUUGCGACCUGCAGAUCACCAACGCGCAGACGAAAGAAGAAUAUACUGAUGAUAAUGCUCUGAUUCCUAAGAACUCAUCUGUAAUUGUUAGAAGAAUUCCUAUUGGAGGUGUUAAAUCCACAAGCAAGACAUAUGUUAUAAGUCGAACUGAGCCAGUGAUGGGAACUACAAAAGCAAUUGAUGACUCUUCUGCAUCUAUUACUCUGGCCCAGCUUACAAAGACUGCCAAUCUGGCUGAAGCCAAUGCUUCUGAAGAAGAUAAAAUUAAAGCAAUGAUGUCGCAAUCUGGCCAUGAAUACGACCCAAUCAAUUACAUGAAGAAACCUCUAGGUCCACCACCUCCAUCUUAUACCUGUUUUCGUUGUGGUAAACCUGGCCAUUAUAUUAAGAAUUGCCCAACAAAUGGGGAUAAGAACUUUGAAUCUGGUCCUCGGAUUAAAAAGAGCACUGGUAUUCCUAGAAGUUUUAUGAUGGAGGUGAAAGAUCCUAACAUGAAAGGUGCAAUGCUUACCAACACUGGAAAAUAUGCAAUACCAACAAUAGAUGCAGAGGCGUAUGCCAUCGGGAAGAAAGAGAAACCACCCUUCCUACCAGAGGAGCCAUCCUCUUCGUCAGAAGAGGAUGAUCCCAUCCCAGAUGAAUUGCUGUGCCUCAUCUGCAAAGACAUCAUGACUGACGCCGUUGUCAUUCCCUGCUGUGGAAACAGUUACUGUGAUGAGUGUAUAAGAACAGCACUCUUGGAAUCAGAUGAACAUACAUGUCCAACAUGUCAUCAAAAUGAUGUAUCUCCUGAUGCUUUAAUUGCCAAUAAAUUUUUACGACAGGCUGUUAAUAACUUCAAAAAUGAAACUGGUUAUACAAAAAGACUACGAAAACAAUUACCUCCACCACCACCCCCAAUACCACCUCCAAGACCUCUCAUUCAGCGGAACCUGCAGCCUCUCAUGAGGUCUCCAAUAUCACGACAACAAGACCCUCUGAUGAUUCCAGUGACGUCUUCAUCGGCUCACCCUGCUCCCUCAAUAUCUUCAUUAACUUCCAACCAAUCCUUGGCCCCUCCUGUACCUGGAAGUGCAUCUAAUGCCCCAGCUCCUGUACCCGAUAUAACCGCAACAGUGUCUAUAUCAGUCCAUUCAGAAAAGUCAGAUGGACCUUUCCGGGACUCUGAUACUAAAUUACUGCCAGCUGCAGCCCUUGCUUCAGAACAUUCAAAGGGAACCUCCUCAAUUGCACUUACUGCUCUUAUGGAAGAGAAGGGUUACCAGGUGCCUGUCCUUGGAACUCCAUCUUUGCUGGGACAGUCAUUAUUACAUGGACAAUUGAUCCCUACGACUGGCCCAGUAAGGAUAAAUGCUGCUCGGCCAGGUGGGGGUCGACCAGGUUGGGAACAUUCGAACAAGCUUGGAUAUCUGGUUUCUCCACCACAGCAAAUUAGAAGAGGGGAGAGGAGCUGCUACAGAAGUAUAAAUCGUGGGCGACACCACAGCGAAAGAUCCCAGAGAACUCAAGGCCCAUCACUACCAGCAACUCCAGUCUUCGUACCUGUUCCUCCACCACCUCUGUAUCCACCUCCCCCCCACACGCUUCCUCUACCUCCAGGUGUUCCUCCCCCACAGUUUUCUCCUCAGUUUCCGCCUGGCCAGCCGCCUCCUGCUGGGUAUAGCGUCCCUCCUCCAGGGUUUCCACCUGCACCUGCCAACUUAUCUACACCCUGGGUAUCAUCAGGAGUGCAGACAGCUCAUUCAAAUACCAUCCCAACAACACAAGCACCACCUUUGUCCAGGGAAGAAUUCUAUAGAGAACAGCGGCGACUAAAAGAAGAGGAAAAGAAAAAGUCCAAGCUAGAUGAGUUUACAAAUGAUUUUGCUAAGGAAUUGAUGGAAUACAAAAAGAUUCAAAAGGAGCGUAGGCGCUCAUUUUCCAGGUCUAAAUCUCCCUAUAGUGGUUCAUCAUAUUCAAGAAGUUCAUACACUUACUCUAAGUCAAGAUCUGGUUCAACACGUUCACGUUCUUAUUCUCGAUCCUUCAGCCGCUCACAUUCUCGUUCCUAUUCGAGAUCACCUCCAUACCCCAGAAGAGGCAGAGGCAAGAGUCGAAAUUACCGUUCUCGGUCUAGAUCGCAUGGAUAUCAUCGGUCUAGGUCCAGGUCACCCCCAUAUAGACGAUACCAUUCACGAUCGAGAUCUCCUCAAGCAUUCAGGGGCCAGUCUCCUAACAAGCGUAAUGUACCUCAAGGAGAAACAGAGCGUGAAUAUUUUAAUAGAUACAGAGAAGUUCCACCACCUUAUGACAUGAAAGCAUAUUAUGGGAGGAGUGUUGACUUUAGAGACUCAUUUGAGAAAGACCGUUACCGAGAAUGGGAGAGAAAAUACAGAGAGUGGUAUGAAAAGUACUACAAAGGGUAUGCUGCUGGAGCACAACCUAGACCCUCAGCAAACAGAGAGAACUUUUCUCCAGAGAGACUUUUACCUCUCAAUAUCAGGAACUCACCCUUCACAAGAGGCCGCAGAGAAGACUAUGUUGGUGGACAAGGUCAUAGGAGUCGAAAUAUAGGUGGCAGUUACCCAGAAAAGCUUUCAGCCAGAGACAGUCACAAUCAGAAGGAUAACACAAAAUCAAAAGAGAAGGAGAGUGAAAAUGUUCCCGGAGAUGGCAAAGGAAAUAAACACAAGAAGCACAGAAAAAGAAGAAAGGGAGAAGAAAGCGAAGGCUUUCUGAACCCAGAGUUAUUAGAGACGUCUAGAAAAUCCAGAGAACCUUCAGGUGUUGAAGAAACUAAGACAGAUACAUUAUUUGUUCUCCCAAGUAGAGACGAUGCUACACCUGUUAGGGAUGAGCCAAUGGAUGCAGAAUCCAUCACUUUUAAAUCCAUGUCUGAAAAAGACAAGCGAGAAAAAGAUAAGCCAAAAGCAAAAGGUGACAAGACCAAACGAAAAAGUGAUGGGUCUGCUACAUCCAAAAAAGAAAAUGCUGUCAAACCCACUAAAGGACCCCAAGAAAAGCUAGAUGGGGAACGUGAAAAAUCUCCUCGGGUUGAACCUCCACUUAAAAAGGCCAAAGAGGAGGCUCCAAAGACUGAUGCUGCUAAACCAUCAUCAUCAUCGUCCUCUCAGAAGGACGAAAAGGUCCCUGGGACCCCCAGGAAAGCCCACUCAAAGUCAGCAAAGGAACACCAGGAGACAAAGCCCGUCAAAGAGGAAAAGGUGAAGAAGGAUUACUCCAAAGACGUGAAACCAGAAAAGCUAACCAAUAAGGAAGAAAAGGCCAAGAAGCCUGAGAAGAGUAAAGCACUUGAGAGCAAGGGAGAAAAAAGAAAGAGAAAGACAGAAGAAAAAGGUGUGGAUAAAGAUUUUGAAUCUUCUUCAAUGAAGAUCUCUAAACUAGAAGGAACAGAAAUAGUGAAACCAUCUCCUAAACGCAAAAUGGAACCUGACGUUGAAAAGAUGGAUAGGACCCCCGAAAAGGACAAGGCUGCAUCAUCAACGGCUCCAGCCAAGAAAAUCAAGCUCAACAGAGAAACUGGGAAGAAAAUUGGAAGCACAGAAAAUGUAUCAAGUGCAAAAGAACCAUCUGAAAAAUCAGAGUCAACAUCUGGGAAAAUUAAGCAGGAAAAGGUCAAAGGGAAGGCUAAGCGGAAAGUAACUGGAACAGAAGGCUCCAGCUCCACUCUUGUGGAUUAUACCAGCACAAGCUCAACUGGAGGCAGUCCUGUGCGGAAAUGUGAAGAAAAAACAGACACAAAGCGAACUGUGAUUAAAACUAUGGAAGAAUACAAUAAUGACAACACCGCUCCUGCUGAAGAUGUUAUUAUUAUGAUCCAGGUUCCUCAGUCCAAGUGGGACAAAGAUGACUUUGAAUCUGAGGAAGAAGAGAUGAAAUCCACACAGCCUAUGCCAACUGUAGCAAAACCGUCCAGUGUUAUAAAAACUGUGAGCACCAAGCCAUCCACUGUGGUCAAGUAUACCGAGAAAGACAGUGAGCCAUCAGAGAAAAUUCAGAAGCUCACCAAGGAGGUGAGCCACGAACUUGUGCAGCAUGAAGUCAAAAGCUCAAAAAACUCUGCAGCUAGUGAGAAGGGCAAGACCAAAGAUCGAGAUCAUUCAGUGUUAGAAAAGGAAAACCCUGAAAAGAGGAAGAAUAGCUCUCAACCAGAGAAAGAUAAUAAUUUGGACCGUCUGAGUGAACAAGGAACAUUUAAAAGUCUAUCUCAAUCUUCCAAAGAGUCCAGACCUUCCGAUAAUAAGCACGAUUCUGUGCGUGGUUCCUCAAAUAAAGACUUUACUCCCAACAGAGACAAAAAAACUGACUUUGACAACCGAGAGCAUUCUAGUUCCAAGCGGAGAGAUGAAAGAAGUGACUUAUCAAGAAGAAAAGACUCUCCUCCUCGCAGUAAAGACUCUUCUGGGCAGAAAAGUAGGCCGAGGGAGGAGAAAGAUUUGCCUAAAAAAGGAACAGGAGACUCCAAAAAAAGUAAUUCUAGUCCCUCAAGGGACAAAAAGCCUCAUGAUUAUAAAGCCCCUUAUGAUACUAAACGCUCAAAUGAAGAGACAAAAGCUGUAGACAAAAAUCCCUGCAAGGAUCGUGAGAAGCAUGUGUCAGAGGCAUGGAACAAUAAGGAAUCGAGUGGUGCCAAGUUGCCUAGUGUGCCCAGCGUGCCCAGUGUGCCCAGCAUGCCCAUCCCACCCAUCCCACCCAUCCCAACAGAGCCACAGGUAGAAAAGGAGCCGGUGACAGCACACCUCGACAAGAAUGCUGUUAAGACUAAACCCCAGCUAAGCCAUUCCUCUAGACUUUCCUCUGACUUAACUCGAGAGACUGACGAAGCUGCUUUUGAACCAGACUAUAAUGAGAGCGACAGUGAAAGUAAUGUAUCGGUGAAAGAAGAGGAAACGGCCACGAACAUUUCCAAGGACCUAAAAGAUAAAAUAACUGUAGAGAAAGCAAAAGAGAGCGUGGACCCAGCAGCCCUGAGCCAAGCAGGAGUGAGUAGGACCCAGAGUCAGAGCAGCCCCAGCGUGAGUCCUAGCCGAAGCCACAGCCCGUCCGGAAGCCAGACCCGCAGUCACAGCAGCAGUGCCAGCUCAGCAGAGAGUCAGGACAGCAAGAAGAAGAAGAAGAAGAAGGAAAAGAAGAAGCACAAGAAACAUAAAAAACAUAAGAAACAUAAGAAGCACGCAGGCACUGAAGUAGAAUUGGAAAAAAGCCAAAAACACAAACACAAGAAAAAGAAGUCGAAGAAGAGCAAAGAUAAAGAAAAGGAGAAGGAGAAAGAUGACCAAAAAGUGAAAUCUGUCACCGUGUAGAAGGACAGAUUUUUUUUAAUUGACUUAAUUACUAAGUCAUCUGUAUUAAAUUUUGUUAUAAUGUAAAGAGAUUCAAGCCUUGUAAAUAAUGACAUGGAAGACCCUGUGCUGCACUUAAAAUAUUGCUGCUUGAUUAUUUGAUUUUUA